This is a messenger RNA of Ustilaginoidea virens, 690 nucleotides long. RefSeq lists its product as uncharacterized. Gene Ontology annotation, cellular component: proteasome core complex. The transcript is spliced from 6 exons. Gene Ontology annotation, molecular function: threonine-type endopeptidase activity. The coding region runs from base 1 to 690 and encodes 229 amino acids. The record is from RefSeq and is a predicted model, not a curated record. NCBI's taxonomy places the organism in Eukaryota, Fungi, Ascomycota, Sordariomycetes, Hypocreales, Clavicipitaceae.
AUGGAAUUCGGCCACAAAGGCGUAUUGAACGAAGAUGGCAUCCACGUGGACAUGGAGCGCCUCAAGAAGGGCGAGGUAAAUUUGGGAACCUCCAUCAUGGCGGUCACCUUCAAAGACGGCGUCAUUCUUGGUGCUGAUUCACGAACAACCACUGGGGCUUACAUUGCGAACCGAGUGACGGAUAAGCUGACGAGGGUGCACGACACCAUCUGGUGCUGCCGGUCCGGCUCAGCGGCAGACACCCAAGCUGUCGCCGACAUUGUUCAGUAUCAACUGGGGUUGUUCGCCAUGCAAAGCGGCAAGCCGCCCACGACGCAGACAGCCGCGUCCAUCUUUCAAGAGAUGUGCUAUGCCAACAAGGACAGACUAUCUGCCGGACUCAUCAUCGCUGGCUGGGACGAGCGUUUCGGCGGCCAGGUGUAUUCGAUCCCUCUGGGCGGCUCUUUGCACAAGCAAGCCUACGCCAUCGGUGGCUCUGGUUCCACAUACAUCUACGGCUACUGCGAUGCCCACUGGAAGGAAGGGAUGGACGAGAAAGAGGCCGUCGAGUUCGUCAAGGGCGCAUUAAGGGAGGCCAUCAAGUGGGAUGGCAGCUCAGGUGGUGUCAUCCGGAUGGUGGUGCUAACAAAAGAGGGCGCUGACCGGCACCUGUAUCUACCGGACUCUGAGUAUAAGAUUCGGCACGAGUAA